Messenger RNA from Priceomyces carsonii, 2349 nucleotides. RefSeq lists its product as uncharacterized. The record is from RefSeq and is a predicted model, not a curated record. NCBI's taxonomy places the organism in Eukaryota, Fungi, Ascomycota, Pichiomycetes, Serinales, Debaryomycetaceae. The transcript has a single exon. Gene Ontology annotation, molecular function: RNA binding. The coding region runs from base 1 to 2349 and encodes 782 amino acids.
AUGGGGAGGCCACAUUCAUAUGGUCAGUCAAUACAACAAGAUUUUGGCCCUCCCUACAUUGUCAAGUUAUCUAGCUUGCCGAUAACUUGUAAUGACGCUUUUAUUGAAGACUUAUUCAAGAGUAGAUAUACCCCAUUUGUUAAAUUCAAGAUAGUGAUUGAUCCUUCUUCAAAUGUAUUGGAAACUCACAUAGUUAAGAAAAUUGCGUUUGUCGAACUACAUUCUUUCCAGGACUUUUCCAAGGCUUUGAAAUGGCAGGAUCUAUAUUACAAAGCUGGCAGAAGAGUCAAUGUGGAACCGGCAGACUUCAGUGACUUCCAAUAUUGCAUAACUUUCAAUAAAGAACACGAGAAGGAACUAGAAGGUAUAGAGGAUGAAUUUCUUUCUGGCAAAACACCUCGUCACUCUCAAUAUAAGAUGUCAGAUACCCACAAGAAUAUCAAUAACAUAGGAGCUCAAAAAUCUGAUGAUCUACCUCCACUAAAAAUCCAACCGAGCAAGCCAAAAUUCAAUCCCUUCGGAUCAGCAAAGCCUGUUGAUGUACUUGCAAAGCUGCAUGAGAUUGACAAAAAAUUAAUAACUGUUAACCAUACCACAAUAAAAACAAUCGGUUCUGAAGAGAAGGAUGAAACAAGUCACCCUGAGAAGCGUAAAAUGACAAUCAAAUCUCCUAAAAAAGAUGCUGCAAACGUUGAAAAAAAUGGGCAUGUAAAGCACGACAGUGAGAACAAACGUCAACCGAUGAAUAUUUUGAAAAGAUCUACGGACAAAGCACAGAAAAUGGACGUCAGCGAGUUCAAAGAGCAUUCAAAAAAGGAACAGCAUUCUGAUAAAAUUCCAAAAGAAAUUGAUGGAAAAUCGCCUGAAGUACCACUCGAGAAAUCACAUGUCUCAGGAAAUUCUGGCAAAGAUUUAAAAGAAGCUAAUGAAACACGAGAAACUAUGAAAAAGUUUUCUCCUGCCCCUAUACCGGCGUCGAAUUAUUCAUCAAGAAGUAAUGGUUUGAGUCUCGCUCAGCUUUUAAGUUCCGACCAGGAAGGUCAUGUCGCAACAUCGCCUGGUGGGCGGAAAACUCCAAUAAAAUCGAAAUCUUCAGCACCUAAGAAAAGUGCUGCUAAACCUGUUAUUUUAAAAAAGAAAGUAACAGUGCAGCCAGCCGUUGGUGAUGAGACUGCUGAUAGCAAGGAGGAACCGAAAGAAGGGAAUGAAGCAAGUAAAGAAGAAGCACUUGUUAAUGAAAAUGGCGCAACUUUGGAAGAGAAACAGAAUAUCGCUAAGUCUGCUCCUGCAUCUUCAUCCAAUAAUGACGAAAAAGCGUCAUCAAACCCGUCUAAUGAAAACAGAAAUGUUCGUCGUUCAUCACUGCAUCCCACUGAAGAGAGACCAGACUUCAGAAAGCAUUUAAAUGAAAUAGUUAAAAGGUCAAAUGCUGCAAAAAUGAAACGCAACAACUCCAACAAUUCAUCUCAAGCGUCAUCGAGGAGUGACCAUCUCAGCAAUCGGAGGCCACAGGAAUCUGAGAGGAGAAAUAGAGGCGCCUCAAGGGAUAUGGAAUUUAAGAAAUCGUCGAAACUUGCUACGUCGAGGAUCGAAAAAUCAAAUUCAUCAACAGAUGGUGCGAAAGAAACCAAUCAGAGUCGCUCAAGUCAGCUCUCCGACUCUUCAUUGAGUCCAGAGUCUCGCUCAGCAUCUUUAGUUAAUAGAACGCCAAUUCCGAAGAAGUAUAAGCUGGAGGGGCCCAUCGAUCAAGAAAGAAAAAGUCAAAAUCAUCUAUCUCGAAACAACAGGACUGAUACAAAAAAGCGGAAUGGUUCCCAUAAUGAACUCAAAAGCAAGAAGAGUGAGAUCGCUCGUGCUCAAAAAGUCAAGCACGAGCAAGACAAGUCAACUCUUAAAAGUGCUUCGAGAGAAAGUCAGGUUAAGAAUGAGACUAAGAAAUCGAAAGGCACUGCUGAGGUUAAUAAUGAAGAUACUCCUGCGGAGCGGGGCUCAUCAAAAGAAUCUAAGGAAAGCGCCGACGGUUUCGAGAAAGACACGAAACUACCAUAUGCUAGAAUUGAUCGUGAUAUUUCUUUUUCACCUACGGGGACUGAACAUAGUAACACAUCCCCGAGUCGUGGAAGAGGAGCAACGAGAUCAAGGGGUUCAAACAAGGGCCCUACUCGAUCUUCACUCAGAGGCUCAAGAGGUAACUAUCGAGGAAAUGGUAGAAGAGGAUCUAAUUUCAACCUUCAUUAUGUUCGUAAUAAAACUGACGAUGGAAAAAUAGAUUUGCACCGAGGUGAAGAAAAAUCAAAUAAUGGUCACAAUAAACGUGAUUCUGUCGAGCCCGUUUCGAAAACUACUUAA